Molecule: messenger RNA, 4554 nt
Organism: Nicotiana attenuata
Lineage: Eukaryota; Viridiplantae; Streptophyta; Magnoliopsida; Solanales; Solanaceae
Product: regulator of nonsense transcripts UPF2
Exons: 18
Coding region: 191-3781 (1196 amino acids)
Biological process (GO): nuclear-transcribed mRNA catabolic process, nonsense-mediated decay
Cellular component (GO): exon-exon junction complex; cytoplasm
Molecular function (GO): RNA binding; protein binding
Source: RefSeq, a predicted model, not a curated record
GAUUACCGAAGAAGGCUCCCUUAAAACCCUCUUCCUAUAUAAACCCCUACUCACUCUCCAAUUUCGAUUCGCUUUCGCCCCCUUUUACAUCACUCCUCUCCGCCCUUCCCGUUCUCUUCCCCUUCGUUCCCUUUCUGGUUUCAUGUCUUCUUGAAUAGCUAAAGAUUGCAGCCAGUCAUAUAAACAAAAGAUGGAACAUCCUGAGGAUGAACGUCGUGUUGGAGUGGAACACCCGGAGAAACAUGAAGAUGAGGACGCUGUGGCUCGUCACGAGGAAUACAAAAAAUCUGUUGAGGCAAAGAUGGCUCUGAGGCAGAUCAAUUUGAAUCCAGACAGGCCAGACACUGGUUUUCUCAGGACGUUGGAUUCUAGUAUUAAGCGCAAUACUGCAGUUAUUAAAAAGCUAAAACAGAUUAAUGAAGAGCAGCGAGAAGGUUUGAUGGAAGAGUUGCGCGGUGUCAACUUAAGCAAGUUUGUAAGUGAAGCAGUGACUGCUAUAUGUGAUGCAAAGCUUCGGUCCACAGACAUACAAGCUGCAGUGCAGAUCUGUUCUCUGCUUCAUCAGCGGUACAAGGACUUUUCACCAAGUCUUGUUCAAGGCCUUGUGAAAGUGUUCUUUCCUGGAAAAGCUACAGAGGAUGUAGAUGCAGACAAGAAUGCGAGGGCUAUGAAAAAGCGUAGCACUUUAAAACUUCUUUUGGAACUUUACUUUGUUGGAGUUGUUGACGAUACUGGCAUCUUUGUGAAUAUUGUUAAGGACCUCACCAAUGUUGAACAUCUGAAGGAUCGUGAUGCAACUCAGACUAAUUUGUCACUCCUUGCUAGCUUUGCUCGGCAAGGAAGAUACCUGCUUGGGCUUCCAUUGUCUGGCCAAGAUAUUCUUGAAGAGUUUUUCAAGGCCCUUAAUGUGACAACUGAUCAGAAAAGGUUCUUUAGGAAGGUGUUCCAAACAUAUUAUGACGCAGCCGUAGAACUUCUUCAGUCAGAGCAUGCUUCACUUCGGCAAAUGGAGCAUGAAAAUGCAAAGACUUUAUCUGCCAAAGGCGAACUGAAUGAGGAGAAUGCUUCUGCAUAUGAAAAGCAGCGGAAAGCUUAUGACCAGCUGUAUCGUGGCAUCUCAGGAUUGGCAGAAGCACUUGACAUGCAACCUCCGGUGAUGCCUGAGGAUGGUCAUACAACCAGGGUAACAUCAGGGGACGAUGCAUCAUCCCCUGGUGCCAGUAAAGAUUCUUCUGUCCUUGAAGCCCUGUGGGAUGAUGAAGAUACAAGGGCUUUCUAUGAGUGUCUCCCAGAUCUCAGAGCAUUUGUUCCAGCUGUAUUACUUGGAGAAGCAGAACCAAAGUCGAGCGAACAGCCUCUGAAGGCGCAAGAGCAUUCGAUUGAUUCAGCAAGUGAAGCAGAUGAAGCUCAGACUGCUGCAGUAGAGACUGCAGAGGGUGCUGUAGAUGCUGGAGCUGUGCAGGAGGACAGAAAUGAUAAAGGCAGGGAUAAAGAUGAGAAGGAUAAAGAGAAGACCAAGGAUAAAGAUGAAAAGGAUAAAGAGACUGAUAAGGAAAAAACAAAAGAAAAGGAAGCUGAAAGAAAAGGAGAAGGUGACAAGGAGAAAGCAAGAGGUGUCGAAGGAGCUAAUCUAGAUGGUCUGCUUCAGCGGCUACCCAGUUGUGUUAGCCGUGAUUUGAUUGACCAGUUGACAGUGGAGUUUUGCUAUCUGAAUUCCAAGUCCAAUAGGAAAAAGCUUGUUAGAGCAUUGUUCAAUGUCCCCAGGACAUCACUAGAGUUGUUGCCAUACUACUCACGCAUGGUGGCCACUCUGUCAACUUGCAUGAAGGACGUGUCGUCCAUGCUUUUACAGUUGUUGGAAGAGGAGUUCAGCUUUCUGAUAAAUAAAAAGGAUCAAAUGAAUAUAGAAACAAAAAUAAGGAAUAUUCGUUUUAUUGGAGAGCUCUGCAAAUUUAGAAUGGCACCACCUGGCCUUGUCUUCAGUUGUCUAAAGGCUUGUUUGGAUGAAUUCAGUCAUCACAAUAUUGAUGUUGCUUGCAAUCUUCUCGAGACAUGUGGGCGUUUUCUUUACCGAUCUCCUGAAACUGCAAUACGCAUGGCAAACAUGUUAGAGAUAUUAAUGCGUCUGAAGAAUGUUAAAAAUUUGGACCCUCGCCACAUUACCUUAGUGGAGAAUGCAUAUUACUUAUGCAAGCCACCGGAAAGAUCUGCGCGAGUGUCUAAAGUUCGGCCUCCUUUGCAUCAGUACAUAAGAAAAUUGCUCUUUUCGGAUCUUGACAAGUCUUCAAUAGAGCAUGUGCUCAGACAGCUUCGUAAGCUUCCUUGGAGUGAAUGCGAGGCAUACCUCUUGAAGUGUUUCAUGAAGGUUCACAGGGGCAAGUAUGGUCAGAUUCAUUUGAUUGCAUCACUUACUGCUGGUUUAAGUCGCUAUCAUGAUGAUUUUGCUGUUGCCGUUGUUGAUGAGGUUCUGGAGGAGAUCAGGGUGGGAUUAGAGUUGAAUGACUUCGGGAUGCAGCAAAGACGUAUUGCUCACAUGCGUUUCCUAGGGGAAUUAUAUAACUAUGAACUUGUUGAUUCCUCUGUUAUAUUUGACACGCUCUAUUUGAUUCUCGUUUUUGGCCAUGAAACAUCUGAGCAAGAUGUGCUGGAUCCUCCCGAGGAUUGUUUCCGUAUCAGGAUGGUUGUUACACUACUUGAAACCUGUGGGCACUACUUUGAUCGAGGUUCAUCGAAGCGAAAACUUGAUCGCUUCCUAAUACAUUUCCAGAGGUACAUAUUGAACAAAGGUGUACUCCCCCUGGAUAUAGAGUUUGAUUUGCAGGACUUAUUUGCCGAAUUACGUCCUAACAUGAUGAGAUAUGCAUCAAUUGAAGAAGUCAAUGCUGCUUUAGUUGACCUUGAGGAGCAUGAGCGCAUAGUUAAUGUAGAAAAAGCCAACAAUGAGAAGCAUUCUGACAGCGAGAAAAUUCCCAGCAGGACAACCUCUGGAAUGUCUGUAAAUGGUAAAAGCCUUGCGAAUGGCAUUGAAGAAAAUGGAAUGCAUGAAGAGAUCAUGGAGACUGAAAGUGAUUCCGAGAAUGGCACCAUUGAGCAUGUGGGUCACGAUGAUGAUGAAGAGACAGAUGAUGGGAAUCGGGAUGAGAGGGGUGACACUGAGGAUGAAUCUGAUGAUGGUGAUGGACCUGGUUCGGAUGCGGAGGAUGAAGUACAUGUCAGGUCAAAGGUUGCAGGGGCUGAUCCUCUGGAGGAGGCAGAAUUUGAGAGAGAGCUUCGGGCUCUGAUGCAGGAAAGUUUGGAUUCAAGAAAAUUGGAAUUACGGGGAAGGCCUACACUAAACAUGAUGAUACCAAUGAAUGUCUUUGAGGGGCCAUCUAAGGACCAUCGCGGGGUUGAAGGAGAGAGUGGUGAUGAAACGUUGGAUGAAGGAGCUGGAGGAAGUAAGGAGGUUCCAGUGAAGGUUCUUGUGAAGCGAGGUAGUAAGCAGCAGACAAAGAAAAUGCUCAUUCCUCGUGAUUGCUCACUCAUUCAGAGCACAAAACAGAAAGAAGCAGCUGAGCUUGAAGAAAAGCAAGACAUCAAGAGGCUGGUUCUGGAGUACAAUGAUAGAGAGGAAGAAGAACUUAAUGGGUUAGGGAAUCAGCCACCAAGCUGGACACAAAACAGUGGGAGCAGAGUUGCUCAUAGGGGCAACACAUGGGAUGCACCUGGCAGGGGCAGUGGGUCACGUCAUCGCUAUCUGUAUCAUUCAGGUGGCGGGCUUUAUUAUGGCAGAAGAAGAUGAAUUCAAUCUCAUGUUACAGUAUGGUAAUGGCUAGCUCUAUCAAGUUGGUUUGCUACAUAUUUGUUAUUGGAAGUGGAAAAGUGGCUCCAGUUUAUUGCAUAUGCCACCUUCCAGUUGAGGGUGGUGGUUUAUCUUGGGCUGGCAUUAGCAUGUCCAGGAAAUUGCCUCCUGUGAACUGCAGUACCUAUAAAGAGAUCUAUGUAUGGGGAUGGUACGUAUAUGAGUUGGUGCUACAUCUUCCGCUGUGUCAAGAUUCUAACUUAGCAAAUGACUUGCUAUCCGUGUAUAUACUGUUGAGUAAUUAAGAAAUAUCAUCUUAUGUUAUGGCAGAAGGAAAGAAUGUUUCCUGCGUAGUUUCACUGACUCUUGUUCUGAAGCAGAUGAUGUCUGACUCUGCCCUUACAGUUGUUGCUGAUUAGGCAUUUGAGAUGUUGCCUUAAUUUUGGAGUUUGGCUGGCCUCUAUUUAUUGAUUAAUGGCAAGUUCAUCUCAGAAUACUUGUGUCUAGGGGAAUAACAUUUUACACUCUCCCCAUUUUUUGGGUUUUCAAGAAAGGGAAUGAGUUACACUUUCUUCAUAACUGGCUGGCUUGUGACAGAUAUCUGUAGUUUUAGUAGGGGGUUAGGUUAGGUGACGCGUCACCCCGCGAAGAAUUUAAAUCGCCCUGUUCCAUCCUGCAUAUCAACUUUUUGUGUUAUAAACCCGCCCCAUCCCGCAUAGACCCACCUUAACCUUGUCCAGCUUAAGUUACUAUAUUUCAUCUUUUUUUCUUAA